Messenger RNA from Tricharina praecox, 1492 nucleotides. Its product is annotated as glycosyltransferase. Gene Ontology annotation, molecular function: dol-P-Man:Man(5)GlcNAc(2)-PP-Dol alpha-1,3-mannosyltransferase activity. The transcript has 5 exons. NCBI's taxonomy places the organism in Eukaryota, Fungi, Ascomycota, Pezizomycetes, Pezizales, Pyronemataceae. The record is from RefSeq and is a predicted model, not a curated record. Gene Ontology annotation, cellular component: endoplasmic reticulum. Bases 85 to 1371 code for a protein of 428 amino acids.
CUCAGGUUCCAUGUAGGGGACAGAAUCAACACGGGCUUCUCUGCUACCUGUCUUGUCUCUCUCUCUCUCAUUCAUAACACAGCCAUGGAGUAUAUCCACUCAGCCUGGUCUUUCGCCUUCAAUUCACGAACCAGAUUUCCGCUAUGGAUAAUCCCGCCGCUGCUCCUCGUGGACGCCGUGCUCUCCUCCGCCGUGGUUCUCAAAGUGCCCUACACCGAGAUCGACUGGACGGCGUACAUGCAGCAAGUGACGCAGUAUUUCGGAGGAGAGCGAAACUACGCCUUGAUCAAGGGUGGCACCGGACCGCUGGUCUACCCAGCCGGCCACGUCUACAUCUACUCCUUCCUGUAUCGUUUCACCGACAACGGUACGAAUAUCCUGCGAGCGCAGUGGUUGUUUGUUGCGUUGUACUUGGCGACCCUCUACAUUGUUCUGUUGUGCUAUCGUGAAGCUAGGGCACCGCCAUAUAUACUGCCAUUGCUAUUGCUCUCAAAACGCCUGCAUAGCAUCUACAUGCUCCGCCUGUUUAACGACCCGUUCUCGAUCUUCUUCCUGUUCGCCGCGGUGCUGCUAUGGCAGAAGAGGAUGUGGACGCUUGGGUCAAUGACGUACUCAAUGGCUGUGGGCGUGAAGAUGAACACGUUACUCGUCCUGCCAGCCGUCGGCGCGAUACUGCUGCAAGCCGUGGGGAGGAAUAAGGCGCUGCGGCAAGCUAUGAUCAUGGCUCAGGUUCAGUUCUUGCUCGCGACUCCUUUCGUGAUGGAGUAUCCCCUGAGUUAUGCGGCCGGCGCAUUCGAGUUCACGCGGCAGUUCUUCUACAAGUGGACAGUGAAUUGGAGGUUCAUCAGCGAGGAGACAUUCCUAUCCAAAGAGUUCGCAAUUGGGCUUCUAGCCGUCCAUGCGCUGCUGCUUCUUCUCUUUCUGGCCGUGCAAUGGAACCGUCCCUCCGGCGGUAGCUUUCCCGAUUUCCUAUCCCUAAUCUUCUCACCCCCGGACGAAGAAAGCUUUGAGCAGCGCCAAAUCUCCGCCGCCGUCACCCCUCGUUACGUCCUCUGCAGCAUCCUGGCAGCCAACACCAUCGGCAUGCUGUGUGCCCGAAGCCUGCACUACCAGUUCUACUCAUGGCUGGCCUGGGGCACCCCCUACGUGCUCUGGCAGACCGGGUUCGGCCCCGUAUGGAUCGUUCCGCUUUGGGCGGCACAGGAAUGGGCUUGGAACGUGUUUCCGAGUACGAACAUGAGCUCGGCAGUGGUGGUGGGAGUGUUGGGGCUCAGUGUGGCGGGGUUGUUGCGCGAUGGCGGUGCGAAGGGGGAUGGGCCGGUUAGACGAGAGCGAAGGGAGAGGGUCAAGGUGACGAAGAAGCGGUCGUAAUUGCAAUUGCCUAUGGAUCUUAUUCGCUCAGCCGCUCUGUAGAGUAUGAAUUACCUUAGAUAUUCUUUGCGUAAUAGACAUUAUAUCCAGUCACUCCUCAUCAUCCGAAUUCGGCGGCAUC